Symbiodinium necroappetens is the source of this 2259-nucleotide messenger RNA. Lineage: Eukaryota; Dinophyceae; Suessiales; Symbiodiniaceae. The record is from the annotation of a GenBank genome assembly.
AUGGCCUUGGGGCCCAUCACCACGCACGCGCUGAACACGGCCACUGGCCGGCCUGCGGAAAACCUGCAGGUCACGUUGAAGCAGGCUCAGGGUGGGGAUGCGGACGGCCAGAUCGAUUGGAAGCUUCUGAAGGUGACUCGCACCAACUCCGACGGCCGCGCAACGGGCCUGGGAGAAGGGCUGCAGCUAUCGCCGGGCGAGGUCUUCGAGCUUUCCUUUGCCACCUCGGAAUAUUUCAAGGAGCAAGGCACGCCGUGCUUCUACCCUGUUGUGAGGCCCGGAGGUCAUGUACUCGAAGAUGCCGUGGCGCCGGUGCUGGCGAAGAUGUUGGUGGUGGAUCCGAAAGGUCGCGGCCGAAUUUCAGAGGUCGUGCGCGCACCUUCGGUGCAAACGUUUGUCGCUUCUCUGAAGACCAGUGCUGUCAUUGUUGCUUCUAUUAUACAGGAGCUCGAGGACCCUCAGAAGUCCAAGGGUAUCGACGUCAACACUGCCGCGGUCGAUGAGCUGAUUGCCGAGCUUUCUGCCAAAUCGCCUAAGCGAGCAGAAGCUGCAGAGAACCUGCCCAAAGGAGUUGGCCAGGUUCGCGGUAGUUUGGCUGCCAAAGUGGACAAGCAGGUGGUGGAGGACGACUCUUUGGCUUUAAGUUUAACAUCCUCGGACUUGGGGACGGCAGUGCUUGCAGCCAAACAUCAUGGCCAGAACAGCUCAGGCGAAGUUAGCUUCAAUCUGACGGCCACAGAUGCGCUGCAAGUGUCCAAAAAGGUCCCUGUUCCUGUUCUGAACGAGGACACGCAUGAGGCGGUCAAAGCUGUCUCGCAGAAAUUCGGACAGCGAUCUGGAGGCCUUGGUGUCUCUCACGAUAACCACGCACUGCGAGAUGUGCUCGGCGAUGCGCUCGAGCUGGGAGGGACCAGCCGAACGGAACAGGGCACAGCAAAGUCAGAUGCUCUAGCUCGCAGCAGCUCGAACACGAGCACGCAGAUGCGGAGCCAAGCAGGCGGCUUGCCCAUGCAGGGCACCCGUGAUCUCGCCGAAGCAGUGCUUCGCGAUGCCAUGGGCCCCGAGGUUUCGGCUCGCAGCGGGCCCUUGCAGUCGACUUCCGGAACCGUCGUUGCAGAGGGGGAGGCCGGCAGCGUCCACUUCGAGCACGUGACACCGGGCUGGAAGGUCAAAUCCUCCAGGAGUCACUCUUAUCACGUUUUGAGGGCGAAGGUCUCGUCCAGAGCUAACCUGAGCUUCCUCCGCCAUGCGGCGAGGGCGGCUGCCACGAGUAGCAGCCUCCCACACGCAGAGAAGGUGGAUGGGGUCACGUAUGUGUCGGAUGCAGCCUCCGCUGACAGAGCUCUGUCCGUGCUGAAGAGGUGCUCCGACAAGGUUGUCGCCUGGGACACCGAAACAACAGGGGUAGACCUGCGGCUUGGCCUCUCACACAGCGAUCGUGGCCGUGUUGUUUGUGCAACUGCCUAUUGCGGUGAUGAUGUUGACUUCGGCAACGGACCUCGCCUUCUGAUUGACAAUGCCGGGCAGUCACAAGGUCUUCUGCCCAUGUUCAAGGGCUACUUUGAGGAUCCGCAGUACAAGAAAGUGUUUCACAACUAUGCCUUCGAUCGACACAUGUUGAAGCGUGAAGGCUGUCCCGUGCAGGGUCUAGAAGCAGAUACGUUGGUUCUUGCCCGGAUCCAAGACACCGGCAGAAGUGCUUGGGAGGGCCCUGGGAGGGCCACCAUGCAGCGGAAGAACGAGCAGCUAAAGCAGUCCUAUGCGCGCAUGCAAGUAGCACCAAAAGAACCAACCUAUCCAGUCAUUGGCCUCAACUUUGCCGGACAUGCAAUGGACGUGAAGGCGCUCUCCACGUCCACGUCCGGACUUGUGCGGAUCCACACGGUGGCGCUGCCCGUAGUUGAGGACAAAAAGAGUGGUCUCGAAAGCAAUCCGUUGACUGACCACCAAGGCCAAGCCGACAUGGAGAUGGGUGCGUUGAUUGGAGUCGAGACGAUGGAUGGUACGAUGAUGACUGGACAUGGGAUGAAUCGGAUUGGAAUUUUGAGUGGAUUGGUUCUGUUGAUGAUUGGUCCUGUGACUGGUUAUGGUUCGAUGACGACUGGAGCUAUUGGCCUGAGGAGUGGUCCUGGAACACUCAGGAUUCAGGAUAGGUGGGCGACUGAGGUUCAGCAGAGCCCGAAUGGUGCCACGAGCUCAGCUACUUUCUCUCCCAGGACACCGCCAAGAAUGAACCACCACAGAAAGUUUCCGCUAUGA